CACCUCUUGUUCCCAUCCUUUUUAGUCUUUUUAUUUAUAGAGGAGAGAGCUCUUCGCUUCCCUUCAGAGAGAACUCUUCGCUUGGGAGGCGAGGAGAAGAAGAGAAAGCGCAGGGGAAGGACGGCGAAGAUUCUCAAAUAUCUCGAUCAAUCUGAAGAAAUAGCUGUGAUAGAGAUUGAGAGAGAUAUGGGUGCGAAGAGAUUCGCCGUUCUUCUCUGCGCUGAAGAUUCAGAGUACGUGAAGAAGUUUUAUGGUGGAUAUUUCGAGGUGUUCGUGGGAAUGUUGGGAGAGAAAGGUGAGAUAUGGGACAUUUAUAGGGUUACCAGUGGUGAUUUCCCUGAAGACGACAAGCUGAAAUGCUACGAUGGGUUCGUGGUCACGGGUAGUUGUAAUGAUGCUCACGGGAAUGAUGUCUGGAUCGUUAAGCUUGUCAAUAUCUUGCAGAAGUUGGACUCCAUGAAUAAGAAGAUCCUGGGUAUCUGUUUUGGUCAUCAGAUACUGUGCCGAGCAUUGGGAGGGAAGACUGGAAGAGCAGUUUCAGGAUGGGAUGUGGGAGUAAGAAUGAUCAACCUUUUGCCCUCUAAGCAGUUCUCCUCUGCCCUCAAAUUACCCAUCUAUGAAUGCCAUAGAGAUGAGGUGUGGGAGCUGCCACCACAGGCGGAGGUGAUUGCGUGGUCUGAUAAGACAACGGUGGAGAUGUUUAAAUACAAAGAACACAUAAUGGGCAUACAGGGCCACCCUGAGUACAGCAAAGGCCUCUUCCUCAACAUUGUGGAUCGUCUCCUUCACCUCAAUCUCAUCAAGGAGUCCGAGGCUAAAGUGGGAAAGACACGGGCAGAGGAGCUAGUGCCGGAUGCAGAGGCAUGGAAGAGACUGUGCAAGAAUUUUCUCAAGGGUUCAAAACCAACCACAACCCCAUCACUGAUAACUCCAUCACUACUAUAGAUAUCAAAGUUUUCCUGGACAGGGGAGGAAUAGAGAAAGGAGGAUAGUUGAUUCUGGGUCUUAGAUGAAUUUGUUUGUAUAUAUUAUAACUCUAGGGUUUAUAGGAAAUAUAAAUUGGAUGGACAAGUUUUUAUUAAUUAAUUUUGCCUUUUAAUUA
This is a messenger RNA of Macadamia integrifolia, 1102 nucleotides long. RefSeq names its product gamma-glutamyl peptidase 5-like. Gene Ontology annotation, cellular component: cytosol. Bases 187 to 945 code for a protein of 252 amino acids. Lineage: Eukaryota; Viridiplantae; Streptophyta; Magnoliopsida; Proteales; Proteaceae. The transcript has 4 exons. The record is from RefSeq and is a predicted model, not a curated record.